Zeugodacus cucurbitae (melon fly) is the source of this 9808-nucleotide messenger RNA. RefSeq names its product serine/threonine-protein kinase tousled-like 2 (gene Tlk). Gene Ontology annotation, molecular function: ATP binding; protein serine/threonine kinase activity. The transcript is spliced from 7 exons. Bases 2843 to 6964 code for a protein of 1373 amino acids. The record is from RefSeq and is a predicted model, not a curated record. Lineage: Eukaryota; Metazoa; Arthropoda; Insecta; Diptera; Tephritidae. Gene Ontology annotation, cellular component: nucleus. Gene Ontology annotation, biological process: chromosome segregation; intracellular signal transduction; peptidyl-serine phosphorylation.
UGGAACGAGCGCGGAGUCCAUUAUAACUGACCUAGUGAGAUUGCUGUAUUUUAAAGUAAAGGAACAUUUGGAGUUUGCACUUGCAACCAAAGACAGCUCAGCAACAAAUUUGUACAUUUUUAUAAUAAUUUUGCCAACUAGUUAAAGUAAUAACGAAUUUCGCAAAAAAUUCCACUGCGAAAAAGUAGCAAAUUUCCCCAAAAACCUGUAUGUAUGUAAUUAAACAGCAACGGGUACUCGCAUGUCAAGAGGGGAGGUCUACAUAGCUACCACUCGUUGAAAGCAAAGUGGCAAAUCUUUAAAGUGUUGUAUGUGCGUGUGUGUUAUGUGCUUAGCACCAACGUGGCAACGAAAAAUUAUAAGUUGCAACAAUCGCGUGUAGUUGGCCUGUGACGAAGGAAGAUAUUCACAGCUUAAACAAGAUACAACAACAACUACUACUGCUACUACGGGGAAUAGCAAUAUGAAAAUCCACACAAUAUUUAGAUACACACAUACACACAUGUACAUAUAUAUUUGUAUCUAUGUUGGUAUGUAGCAAAUCGACACAAAUAAGAACAAAACAUAUGUACAAAUGUACCGAACGCUGAUGGCGAACACAGUCUGCGGAGCCAAGCAGCUGCAACAACGACGUCUCGACAACAACAUUUCGAGCAGCGCGCUGUGUGUCAUUGCGGCAACCGAGCAGCGCGCACUGUUCUCUAACCUAACCCAAAGCAAAACAACAAAAUUUAAGUUCAGUCGGUUAGUUGAUUAUUUUCGCUUCGCUUGGACGCAUGUGUAUGUGCGCGAGUUUGUCGAGUACAUUUUGCUAAUUUCACCUUGGUGUAGUACGCCUUGUCGACAACGAACAGUCGAAUAGACAGUCGAGUCGGUUUGACUGUCGAAUCGAUUGAACAGACUGCGAGACGGUCGAACAUUCGGCAUAUAUUGUAUUGCUACAUACCAACAAAUAAACCGACAUACAUGCAUACAUACAUGUGUUGUAUUUAGUUUACUAUAAAUUGUGUGUAUAUGUAUCGCGUUGUAUUGCAGUUACCAAGUGCAAGAUGGUAUGGCGAGUUGCGACGAGACGAAAUGAGAAACGUCGCGACGACGACGACGCGUUACCACCAAUUGAAAAGCAAAGCAACAGCGACAGCGGCAGCGUUAUCCGAGUAUCUUCGCUGCGUUCGUAACAACUGUCAGUGUUGGUCGCGCAGAGCGUUCAUCGUGACGUGUUUAAUCAUUUGAUCGACGGUUGAAUAAAAUUUGCAAAAAGCAUAUAUACAUACAUAUAUACACACACAUACAAAAAACAAAGAAAAAAUAUAGCAAAGAAAAGAAGAAGUGUAGAAACAAAGCAGAAAGAAAUGUAGACAUAUAAAGUGAGUGAUAAAUACACAAAUUAAUGAAGAAAUGCGAUAAAAAAUUAUAUUUAUUUAUACAUAAAAUAAAACAACAAGAAAAAAAUGCCAAACACUUGUGCAAGUGCAAAGUAAAUGUGAAAGAAAAAUAUGUGGAGAAGAGAUGUGAAGCGAAGAGCGCAUAGCAGUUGACUCGGCAAUUAACAGCACUCGAUUCACGCAAAAGAGCGAAGUGCAAGAGAGAAAGAGCGCAGCAAAGCAAAAGCAAAGGCACUGGUGCGCCGCGGUGUCAUUAGCAGCAGGCCACCACACACAAUAAUUGAAUACGUUUAUUAAGAAAAGGUGAAACAACACAGCGACUGACUGACAAUAGCAUAAUAAUAGCAUAGGCCAGGCCAUAUGUAAACGUAACAACGUAACGCGCAUGCAAGCAAACAUAUACAGUUUUUAUGUAUAUCCGAAACAUUCUGGCAAGUUCAAGUGAUAGCCGUAGCAGUCGCAAGUGACAACAGAGCAGUCGUAACGAAACGAAAUUACCGGUGUACUACGCGAACUACUGCUGCAAAGCGAAUUUUGCUCUUACUCUAGUAGGCUCCUGUUUAAAUUUUAGUUAGUUGGCAGCAUCUUGUCGCCGUCGACCGGUUUCCAAACAUUGAGGAAUAAGAGAAAAUCGAACGGUUGGAAUAGAACGGUUAACCAAAUACAAAAAAAACAAAAUUGCAAGUGCCGUGUACGAGUGAGUGUGUGAAACGGCAACAACAACAACAACAAUAACAACGAAAACCAAAGAAACCAAGCAUGCCAAACGAGAGGCUAUGAGAUUUAGUUCGUUCGGUCGGUCGUUCGUUUGAUUGCCUACCAUGGUCAGUCAGUCAUCUUUGUAAUCCCCCAAACAAAUCAACGCCGAACAGUGCACGCUUACUACACUUCGUGUAAACAUUAAUUUAUGUACAUAAAAGAAAAGAAGUAAAAACACUCGUCGGCGAGUACGUGCGGUCAAAAUUCAACAAAUUCCUUACAGCAGUUAAACUGCAAUAAAAGAAAAUCAACACAUAAAGUGGGAGAGCAAACAAAAGCAAGAAAAUCAACAAAACAGCAACAACAACAGCGCAUACAUAGUUAAUACUCUUGCUUGACUAUUGAACUCACGAAUGCCGAGUGAUUGUGCACUCGUUUGUUUACAAUACAAACAAGCAAACAAUCGUUUUUCAGUAAAUUUGUGUGUUUGAUGUUUUCGGUGACGACGACCAACUAAACGAGCAGCUGUUUCGUGCCGGUUGUUCGUUUGUUGUGUUUAUAGCGAACAGCUGAUCGCUCUUUGCCUCGCGCGACCUUAACGUACCCAAUAACAGUCAGCAAUCAGCAGCCAGCAGAGCAACGUAACAACGCUACAAAGAGAGAUAGAGUGAUAAAGAGAGCGAGUGUGUAUAAUUAAUUGAGUUCGCGUAUGUCUAAAAAGUGUUUGUGCGCGCGUGUUGUUAUUUAUUGCAGUGUGCAUGUCGUCUAAUUGUGCACAUAUGUUGCCCGCUGCUUCGGGCUUUUGUGGCGGCGGUGGCAACGGCGUUGGACUAGUUGGCAGCGGCGCCGGCGUCGUCGGUGGUGUUGGUGGUGGUGGUGGCAGUAGCAGUAGUAGCGGUGCAGGCACAUUCACAUAUAUUACAAAUACAACUGCGGCCACAGUGCCGCCCAUGUUGACCGAAAUGGUUGUGGUGGCGGCGACAGCAGCGGCAGAGCAACAGCUGCAUCGUCAUCGUUCAAAUUCGAAUUUGAUAACAACGAGUGCUGUAAAGACAGCAACGCCGCGCGGCAAGCGUCGUUGCAUGAGUGCUAAUGUGUCGGCACAACAGCAAAUUAUGGGACACACAACAACAACAACGACAACAACAACAGUGCCUGCAGCGGCGGCGCCUAGCAGCAAACGUAAUCGUAAACUGUUAACAACAGUGGCAGCGGCAGCGGUAACAGGAAAACCAACAGUUGAGAGAAUGUCCGCCGGCGCUCAAUUGCAGAUGGCACCACAGACAACUUCGUCGUUAAGCCAUCAUCAUCAGACACAGCAGCAGCACCAUUUUACCACAGCCCAUCAUAAUCCGCAACAGCAGCAGCAGCAGCAGCAACAACAAAUUUUAACGCAACAGCAACAAAUUACGCCAACACCACAGCAAUUACAACAGUUACAACAGCAACAUAUAACGCAUCAUACAGCACAGCAGCAACAGCAGACACAAGCGCAGCAACAACAAACGCAAACGUUGCAUACAAUACCUAAUCAUCAUCAUCUUCAUCAACAACAGUCACAAAUUCCACAACAACAUCCACAUAACCAACAGUUGCCUCAUCAGCAGCAAUUGUUGCCGCAGACACAUAGUACACUUGCGCCACCGCUGCAGCAACAGCAGUCAGCAGCGCUGCAACACACGCAUAGCGGUGGGCAUAGUAGUAAUCCGGAUUCUAAUAUGAGCACUGGUUCGUCACAUAGUGAAAAAGAUGUUGCCGAUAUGUUAGGUUCUGCAGGCAUUCCCAAUCAGAUAGGUAUAUUGUCCAAUAACGGAGCCCCAGGGGCUAUGAUGAGUAGCAGUGGUAUAGGCCAAGACGUAGCUGGUAUGAUGGGAGGUGGCGCAGGCGUUAGCAGCAAUCAACAGCAGCAACAAGUGCAACACAAUAAUAUGGUUGGACGUCUGGAUAAGCCUGCACGUACACCAACAGAGCGUAAACGUAAAAGGAAAUUUCCACAUACCGAAGAUAGUGGCGGUGGUGGUGGCGCUGGUAGUGGCACUGGAAGUGGUGGAAAUGGAGGUAAUAAUGCUGGAAAUGCAACAAUUGUUGGCGCCCACAAGGCAUCAAAAUCUACUAAUAUGAUCGGAACUGGCCAGACACUAAACAAAGCAAAUUUAUCAUUGAAUAUAGGUACAACAGCAGAUCGUUGCAACUUGGCUGGUGGCAAGAAUGCAAGACUAUUGCAACAUGGCAUGGAUAGCAAGAAAAUCAAUGAAUACUUCAAUAAGCACAGCGUAGCGAGUAGUGGUGCCACAAAUAGUCCAAUGCGUCAACACACGGGUGGUUCAAAGAGUCCCUCCGCAGGUGGUGGACCACAGCAACAAGCGCCGCAACAACAGGUCCAGAACACUGGCAAUGCUGGCGGUGGUACUAGUACGGGCGCAUAUGGCAUGUAUCCUCCUAGUCCUCAACAGCUGAACACAGGCGGUGUACAAACACCCACAUCCCAAGCACCACCCGAAUUCCAUUACCACAGUUCUGUGGCGGUGAAUAACGCUACAAAACAACAACGUGUGGCACAACCACAAACUUCCAAUGCAAUGGUUCCUCCUCAGUCGGCAAUAGUCGGUGUGUUGGCCAACAGCAUGGGAGGCUUAGGUGCUGGUGUCGGUGUCGGUGGACCACCUCCUCCUCCUAUGGGUCCGGCGCCGCAGCAACUUAUACCCGCAACAUCGGUAGCCACGUCGGCGCAACAAACGCUAACAAGUGGCGUAACCUCGCAGCAGCUAGCCGCUGUGCAGCUAAAUUCACUGCAGCAUGCCGGCAUAAUACCGGGUGCAAUGGGUGGUAUGCAACCGCCAUUGCAACCGGUACCGGCUAGCACCAUAACAAAGGGCACGCAAACAGAACUCUCCUUCUUGGAGAUAAAGGAGCGUGACACCGAGAUCGAAUCGAGCAAGUCGAAGCUCGACGAGAUGACAAGACUGUCCGAUGAGCAGAAAUGCCAGAUAAUUGCUCAUCAGAAGCUGAUCGACCAGCACAAGUCGCAAAUCGCCAAGUGCAUUGACGUGGUGAAGAAAUUGCUUAAAGAGAAGAGCAGCAUCGAAAAGAAGGAAGCGCGACAGAAGUGCAUGCAAAAUCGUCUGCGUCUGGGACAAUUUGUGACGCAGCGCGUUGGCGCCACAUUCCAGGAAAAUUGGACCGAUGGCUAUGCUUUUCACGAGCUCACACGACGGCAGGAGGAGAUAUCAGCCGAACGCGAAGAGAUCGACCGUCAAAAGAAGCAGCUGAUGAAAAAGCGACCAGCGGAAUCGGGACGAAAACGCAACGCCAAUAGCAACAAUAGCCAGCAACAGAAUUCGAAUUCGAAUGAUUCGACCAACAUUGCGGGUUGUGAUCGUUUGACGGGUGGCGGUGACAGUGGUAUCGGCUCGACUGCUGGCGGUGGUGGUGCUGGUGGCGGCAGUGGUCGCGGUCUUUCACGUUCCAAUUCCACACAGGCCGGCCAAACGCAACUGCUGCACAAUGGCGGCGGCAGCGGUGUGGGCGGUAGCAGUGGUGUCGGCGAUCGUCUCUCCGAUAGAGGUGGCGGCGGCAGCAGUGGUACAGGCCGCGGCGAUAACAGCGGUGGCGGUGAUGCAACGUUCCUUAAACCCGACCCUGUCUCUGGGGCAUACACAGCGCAAGAGUACUACGAGUACGAUGAGAUCUUGAAGCUGCGGCAGAAUGCGCUCAAGAAAGAGGAUGCCGAUCUGCAGCUGGAGAUGGAGAAAUUAGAGCGUGAGCGUAAUCUGCAUAUACGCGAACUGAAGCGGAUAUUGAAUGAAGAUCAGUCGCGCUUCAACAACCAUCCAGUGCUAAAUAAUCGGUAUUUGUUGCUUAUGCUGCUCGGCAAAGGUGGCUUUUCCGAAGUGCACAAAGCAUUUGACUUGAAGGAGCAACGUUAUGUAGCGUGUAAAGUGCAUCAACUAAAUAAGGAUUGGAAGGAAGACAAGAAGGCCAACUACAUCAAACACGCCUUGCGAGAAUACAAUAUACACAAGGCUUUGGACCAUCCACGUGUGGUCAAGCUCUACGAUGUGUUCGAGAUAGACGCCAAUUCGUUUUGCACCGUACUCGAAUAUUGUGAUGGUCAUGAUUUAGAUUUCUAUCUAAAACAGCAUAAAACUAUACCCGAACGUGAGGCGCGUUCGAUUAUUAUGCAGGUUGUUUCGGCUUUGAAAUAUUUGAAUGAGAUUAAACCACCAGUUAUACACUAUGACCUGAAACCAGGCAACAUACUAUUGACUGAGGGCAAUGUGUGUGGUGAGAUUAAAAUCACCGAUUUUGGUUUGUCUAAAGUGAUGGAUGAUGAGAAUUACAAUCCAGAUCAUGGCAUGGAUUUGACAUCGCAAGGCGCGGGAACCUAUUGGUAUCUGCCGCCUGAAUGUUUUGUUGUUGGCAAGAAUCCGCCGAAAAUCUCAUCGAAAGUCGAUGUUUGGAGUGUUGGUGUCAUUUUCUAUCAAUGUCUCUAUGGCAAGAAACCUUUCGGACACAAUCAGUCGCAAGCCACCAUACUCGAGGAGAACACCAUACUCAAAGCCACAGAGGUACAAUUCUCUAAUAAACCAACUGUCUCCAAUGAAGCCAAGAGUUUCAUACGCGGUUGCUUGGCCUAUCGCAAAGAGGAUCGUAUGGAUGUGUUUGCUUUGGCGCGACAUGAGUACAUACAGCCACCCAUACCUAAGCAUGGGCGUGGUCAAUCGCAGUUAACGCAACAACAGCAACAGCAGCAGCAACAACAGCAACAGCAACAACAGCAGCAGCAACAGCAAUCGACCACGGCACAAGCGAAUUCCGCUGGACAGACAUCGUUUUCGGCGGGUAUGUUCGGUAAUUUGAAUCAGUCGAGCUCAUCCUAGCUGCAGACGAAACGAAACUCAAAUUCCUAAUUGCUGAUGCUGAUCGCGAGUAAUAAUAAUAAUAACAACAACAAUAACAAUAAUAAUAGCAACAACAACAACAACAACAACAAUAUUAGUAGUACCAACAACAAUAACAACAACAAUAGCAGCAACAACAACAAUUAUUGUAGUAGCAAAAGCCGUAAAUAUCAUUUUAACUACAAUGGUAGCAACAACAAUAAGAACAACAACAACAGUAACUACAAUAACAACCAAAAUCAUCACCAUCACAAUAAUUACAACAAUAGUAAUUGCAAUCAAAGUAAUAAUAGCAUAAAAAUGUUAACGUCUGGCGAGCUAAAUGGAUCCCUCGAGCCAACAGUCUUGGAGAAUACGCAAAUAUGCGUGUAUACGCAGCGUAAAAACGAAGCAGCAGCAAAUGCAAAUAACACAGCAAUAACAACAAUUGCUACAGAGCAUUACAAUAGCAACAGCAACUUGGCCACACAGCCGCCACAGCGGCAUUUGAAACGGCGACGACAAUGUGUUGCUGCAGCUGGCAGUGGACGUAGCAUGGUGGCACAGCAUGGCGGACGCGGACGCUGUAACAGCAUUAGCGCAAUUAGUCGUCAACUGAAAUCGUCAAUGUCGCCCAACAGGCAUCAUCAGCAUCAGCAUCAACACUGCCGCAAACCAGACUUGUAAAGCUACAAUACAAGCGAACAACAACAAAAACAAAAAAAACAAUGCAAAUGAAAUCAAUGAUGCUCGAUGGCGGCAAGCGUUGUUUAUGCGCGCUAAGUGUGUUGCUGGCUGUAAACGCUUACUGAAAAUAUGCAAAAAAUUCUUGUUGUAAAAAGAAAAAAGGUAUCAAAAUUAUUUCGAAAAAAAUUAAGAAAAUAGAAAAUGUGAUAAAUAUACUUGAAUUUGGUCAAAUGCAAAUAAUCGAUCGGCAGCAGUGCGUGCGGUACGCUUGAAAUGCGCUUAAGUUUGCAACGCUAAAAACGGUAAAUGUUUUGGUGGCGAGUUUUUAAUUUUUAGUUAAAUUUAAUUUUUAUUUUCGUACUCAAAACUGUGUGCACUCACCGAAUUUAGUGUUGUUGAAUUUUUGUAAUUUCGAAAAAUUACCGCUAUGUGGUGUCGCACAACACAAAUUGAAAGUGAAUACACGUUUGUUACGUAAAAGAAUACGUUACAUUGGCUUGCAGACGGUUCGUUAAAAAAAUAUUGAUUCAUUGAUUGCUUGAAUGCUAUUUGAAAAAAAAUGCAUGUUUACUUGCGUUUAAUUUCCAAUUUUGUUGUGCUAUUUUAUAUAGAAACGUUUAUAUAAAAGCCUUGAAAUGCCUUUGAAAUGCCAAACGGUACGCAUUUUUGUUUUAAAAUAGCUUAUUAAGUUUCCUUUUUGUUUUUUUUUCUUAUAAAUAAGUUGCAAAACACAUUGUACAGUAAUAUUAACUCUAAUGAUUAAACAGUUCAAAUUCGAUUUUUGCUUGAUUUAAAGCUUAGGCGCGCGCGUUGUGGCGGUGGUGUGUUGUCGGUAUUAAUUUGUAUGUAACUACUUACGUUGGUUUAUAUUUCACACCGAAAAUGUACGAUUUUCAUUUUCACUCUGACAAUUUUCGUAAUUUCGAAAAGUUAAAAAAUGUUUUCCUCUACUUAGUUACGUUACGUAAACGCGUUUACGACACACUACUACGCUGUAAGCAUGGAGUAAAUUUUGCAAGCGUAAAUGAUGUGACACUAUAAUUAAAUAAUAUUGAUAAUGAAGAAGUGCACAAGCGAAGCAAGUUGAAAUCAAAUCAUAGAAAUUCAAGUAUAACAAACGUAAUAGCAGUUAUCAGUAGCAUUUGCGGUAAUGACUAGGUUAAGAAGCUAUGGAAUGCAUGAAUUCCAAACAAAAAUUGUAUAUUGUUGAGAAACGGUGCGAAUACGUUGAAGAAAGAGAAGAUAAUAGAGAGAAAAAAAUCAGAAUUAAAAAUAAAAAACACACACACACACAAACAAACAAGCAUAAGCAUAAAAUACAAAAAUAAAAAAUAAAAAUUAAAAUUAAAAUAAAUAGAAAACGCGUCAGCAGCAGCAAUAGCAGCAGUAACAAAAUAAUAUUAACAACAACAAAAACAAAAAAAAACAUUUAGUAAUCGCGCACGCAAACUUAGGAUUAUUUCUAUUUAGCAUUAACACACAUACUACAUUAAACAUUAUAUAUAUAUAUAUAUAUAUAUAUAAAUAAAUAUAUAGAAAUCUACAUAAGCAUAAGAUGAUUGUAAUGAGAUAUAUAUAUAUAUAUGUAUACAUAUAGGAAAAGCGAGCGAAUGUGAGCGGCGUAAAAAACAAAAACAGAAAAACUAAAUGAAAAAAACAAAAAAGUAUAAAGCGAUAAUUGCAAAUAUCGUGAAAAAGUGAGAAGAGAAAUGCAAUUAAUUAUAAGUUAAAAUGUAGAAUUUGUGAAAGCGUUGCGAAGCGCAUGAAAAAAAAAACGAAUGCUCUAGAUAUGAUAAAUAUGGCUAAUAUAGCCAGUGUGUAGGAGGAGAGGGGAUGUGUGGUUUGGUAUGCGGCGAGUCUCAGUGUUUGGUGCUGAGCUAGUGGCCGCAAACCACAUUUUAUUAUUAUUAUUAUUAUUAUUAUAUUAUAUUAUUAUUAAUUAAUUAUUAACAAUUAACUAUUGAUGAAUAGAGAGAGUACAGCAUAAACUCAACAACAAUAUAGAGUUUACGCUAUGAAAGAAACACACAAUAAAUGAAAGGAGGAAUGCAUAAGUGAAAAAAAAUGAAAAUUAAAAAUACACAAUUAUAAUAAAGCAAAAUAUUGAUAUAAAACAAAAAACGAUGGAAAUUUUGAAAACAAAAAUCAAAAACAAAA